UUCUCCCCCAAGCCCCGCCCCUUCAACUCCCAGGAGGCUGCGCAGGACUCUGCACGCGCGAGGUGAAAGAACAGGAGAGGAGAGUACACGCCUUCUCUUCCUCCCCUUUUCAUCUUGGUCACAGCGCCACCUCAUGGUUGCCUGAAGCUUCGAGCGAGGGUUAAUUCUUCAAGGACAAGGGAUCAGUCCUACUCCUCCUGCGCCUUGAAAGUUACUUAGUGAAAACGACAGAGUUCGACAAAGCGUACUUUUCAGGUCCUCCUAUGAUCUUCAUCCUUCCUUUUUUUUUUUCCGGAGGACCUAGACUCUAUGGUCAGUGAGGAAGAGGGACCUCUAUGCUGUGGGCGCUUGCGUGAUGCGAGGCGGUUCCGCAUGCGCGGUGGGGUAGAGCCGAGCGCACGCUGAGGAUCGGCCGCUGCUGCGGGUGGACUGUCCGAUCUCUGCGAUUAAAGAGCACGGCGCGGGAUCCCGGCGCAGGAUUCACACACAUACCUCAGAAUGCCGGGUCUAAGUUGUAGAUUUUAUCAACACAAAUUUCCUGAAGUGGAAGAUGUAGUGAUGGUGAAUGUAAGGUCCAUUGCUGAAAUGGGGGCUUAUGUCAGCUUGCUGGAAUACAACAAUAUUGAAGGCAUGAUUCUUCUUAGUGAGUUGUCCAGAAGGCGUAUCCGUUCUAUAAACAAACUCAUCAGAAUUGGCAGGAAUGAAUGUGUGGUUGUCAUUAGAGUGGACAAAGAAAAAGGAUAUAUUGAUUUGUCAAAAAGAAGGGUUUCUCCAGAGGAAGCAAUCAAAUGUGAAGAUAAAUUCACCAAAUCCAAAACUGUUUACAGCAUUCUUCGUCAUGUUGCUGAGGUGUUAGAGUACACCAAGGAUGAGCAGCUGGAGAGCCUGUUCCAGAGGACUGCCUGGGUCUUUGAUGACAAAUACAAGAGACCUGGAUACGGUGCCUAUGAUGCAUUUAAGCAUGCAGUCUCAGACCCAUCUAUUUUGGAUAGUUUAGAUCUGAAUGAAGAUGAACGGGAAGUACUUAUUAACAAUAUUAAUAGGCGUUUGACACCACAAGCUGUCAAAAUUCGAGCAGAUAUCGAAGUGGCUUGUUACGGUUAUGAAGGCAUUGAUGCCGUAAAAGAAGCCCUGAGAGCGGGUUUGAAUUGUUCUACAGAAACCAUGCCCAUCAAGAUUAAUCUAAUAGCUCCUCCUCGGUAUGUGAUGACUACAACAACCCUGGAGAGAACAGAAGGCCUCUCUGUUCUCAAUCAAGCUAUGGCUGUUAUAAAAGAAAAGAUUGAGGAAAAGAGGGGUGUCUUCAAUGUUCAAAUGGAGCCUAAAGUGGUCACAGAUACAGAUGAGACCGAACUUGCAAGGCAGCUUGAGAGGCUUGAGAGAGAGAAUGCAGAAGUGGAUGGAGAUGAUGAUGCAGAAGAAAUGGAAGCCAAAGCCGAAGAUUAACUUUGUGGGAAACAAGAGUCCAGUUUAAGGAACACAGAGCAGCCCUUCCUGGCUGUAAACCCUAGACUUGAAAGUUUUCCAGUAUUGAAAACUUCAAAGCUGAAUAUUUUUUAUUUCCAAGUAUUUAAAUGUUCCAACAGACCAAAACGUGAUAUGCCUUCCUAAAAGUCAGCUGUUUUCUCACAAGAGCUCCAACAUUCAGCAGUUUUUAAGGGAGUGGGCCUAAUUUCACUAGAGACAAAUCUUUAAGAACAGUCAUAAAAUUGGGCUUGUGGUUUCCAUUUCUGAUGUCUCCAGAUUGGCACCCCUUUGUAGUUCAGUGCCUCUAUGAGAUUUACCAGGGGCACCCAAAGCAAAUAGCCUCAAUCUUUCUAUAUAAAAUGUAUCAAGCAAACAUUAAAUAAAUUUCUGGGAUAUUUAA
Molecule: messenger RNA, 1867 nt
Organism: Canis lupus familiaris (dog)
Lineage: Eukaryota; Metazoa; Chordata; Mammalia; Carnivora; Canidae
Gene: EIF2S1
Product: eukaryotic translation initiation factor 2 subunit alpha
Exons: 8
Coding region: 499-1446 (315 amino acids)
Cellular component (GO): eukaryotic 48S preinitiation complex; eukaryotic translation initiation factor 2B complex; multi-eIF complex
Molecular function (GO): RNA binding; ribosome binding; translation initiation factor activity
Source: RefSeq, a predicted model, not a curated record